Messenger RNA from Neodiprion fabricii, 367 nucleotides. Its product is annotated as peritrophin-1-like. The transcript has 2 exons. Lineage: Eukaryota; Metazoa; Arthropoda; Insecta; Hymenoptera; Diprionidae. Gene Ontology annotation, molecular function: chitin binding. The record is from RefSeq and is a predicted model, not a curated record. Gene Ontology annotation, cellular component: extracellular region. The coding region runs from base 17 to 289 and encodes 90 amino acids.
AAUAGUUUUAUUUUGAAUGCUGAGGAACAUGAAAGCAUUUGUCCACUUGUUUUUUGCCCUGGCUAUUUUGGCAGUGGCCUACGCCUUCGAUCAGUGUCCGAAAGUCAACGGUGAAUACGUCGAGCGUCUCGCUAAUCCAGUCGACUGCAGGACCUUCUUUAAAUGCGAAACCGGUGUUCCCAUUCUACAAGAAUGUCCCAAAGGUCUGGAAUACAAUGCUCAAUUGGAAGUUUGUGACUGGCCCGAAAGUGCCAACUGCCUAACAGCGGAAUAUUUCGGAAAAUACUGAUUGCGAGAUGAUAAAAUUGACGAAGGUGAUGAAAAGGAGGGGGAAACGAAAAAGAAAACCCGAGACCAAGUGUUCACG